Cinara cedri is the source of this 13654-nucleotide messenger RNA. The record is from the annotation of a GenBank genome assembly. NCBI's taxonomy places the organism in Eukaryota, Metazoa, Arthropoda, Insecta, Hemiptera, Aphididae.
AGGUAUUCUAUAAGCAGCCGGUUAUUUAACGAUUUUAUUGGUUUGCAUGCGUUUUUAAAUAACAGUAUUUACCCAUGUACUCACCUGUCUAUUUUCGCACCUACCGAUAAAUAUUUGUCUGCGUACGUUCAGCAAAUUGUACACGGAGACGAGAUACGUUGUCGAGGUAGUGCAAAACGUCAUAUUCGUAUUGAAGCCAUUGCUACGGGCAGGUACUAAAAUAUUUUCAGCAUUUUACGAGUAUGCUUGAAUAUUCUAUUUAUAUAAUAUUGCAUAAUACGUCUAGAAAUUAUCGGGGCAUUGUACCCCUUAACACCUCUUAGUAGUUCCGGCCCAGAUUGUAUAUACAUGUUCGUUUAUGUUAAGGUAGAAAAUAUUCUCUCCGGUAUUGCUGGUUUUCAACGUUGUUAAAAUAAUUAUUUAAAUUUAUCAAGUAGCUUACAUGAUAUUAUAAUAUAUUAAGGUAUUAACGGCUGUUGGCUAACAUAAACGUGAUCGAUGGGGAGGGCUACAGUCCUCUUAGCUCCUCAUUUUGAGAUGGCUCUGGAUUCCCACUUACUGUAUGGAAAAUUAAAAUAAUAAGGAUUUAUUGAUUGACUUAUUUCUGUAAAAGUUUAAUUAAUCUAUUUAAAAGUUGACUACCAACUUAUUCGUUAGUAAAAUUAACUCAAACUGUAUACAACGAUAAACCUGUAUAUAUAAAAAAACGUUUCUGAGUGAUAAAUUGAAGUUGAACAUUUUCUUAAUUUGUAACUGUAAAUUCAAUUUUUUAUAUAUAUAAAAAUGUUCAUAUUUUUAAUGAAUUUCAUCACACAUUUAAACUUCUAAUUCUUGUAAAAAAAAUUGUGACCAUGGAUUUUUGAUAUUUUUAAAUUGCCAUUCGAACAACUUCUACAUAAUAUACAAAUAUUCGCUAAAUAAUUAACAUGCAAGGAACUAAUUCAAUUCCGUCAGUUAAUUUUAAAGAAAAAGUCCGUGAAACCAGGCGUAAAAUACAAAUUUGUUAAAAAACAUUUAAAUUUAUACACUAUAUGCAUGCAAAUAUAGUAAUAAUAUAAUAUUAUGUAUUACUAGCUGUCCCGUGCCCGCUAAAAUACUGAAAUCGAAUUCUUAAUCCUUCCCCCCCCCACAACAUGGUACAUUCGUACACCGAUUUUAACGCGACGAGUGGACGAGUUAGUCGUAAACCAUAAUUUUCUCUUUUUGUACACAAUAUUUUAUAAGUCGAUGUGCUGUUUCGCCAUCUGGCGAUUUCCUUCUACGUCAAACACUUGUCAAGAUUACUAUCAUUUCAUUAUCAUUAAUUAUUGUAGCCAGUUUUUAAAAACGAAAUAAACUAAAAAUAAAGAAAGUAGAAGUUUUCUAUUAUCAUUUAUCGAUAAUAUUGAUUGUAGGACGAUUAUCAAAUAUUUAACAUAAUUUAAUUUACAUGAUUAUAUUAUUAUUAUGCUAUUUUCGGGUUAAAGUCAGUUGAAUGUCAUUUGGAACUUGCACACUAGAUUUAUUUUUGUGAAAUGUAAUUUAUCAAGUUUAAUUCCUAUUUUUAUAUCUUCUUCAGUAAUUGUCUAUCAUUGCGAUGAAAGUAAGUUUGUGGAUGGCCUUCAACAAAUCAUAUAUUAUGUCCAAUUAUGCAUUAUUGUAUUUUUGGUGGUAGUCAUUAAUCAUCAGUGAUGUUAUAAUUAAUUUGUUUUGUGUUUUAGGUAGUCGUUGUUGGUUGACUACUAAAUGUUACUGAUUGAAAUUUUAGAAGUUCUGUUAAUGUGUCCCUAAAGAGAAAAUGUUGCUGACUCUGUACUAUAUGGCUACCACUUGGCUUCAAUCCUACAGAUUAUCUAAUAUAAAGUCAAACUUGAAAAAGUUCUUGUCCAAUAACUUGACUGUUGUUUUGUACAAGGAAAAAGAUUUUUUAGAUUUAGAGAGUGAAAGUAUGUACCCACACUACAUAAUUAAAUAUUUUUUAUUUUUUUAAUAUUUUCACAAAACUAAUAUUUUUGAUUUGUUCAUUAAAGAAAAUUGUGAUAUAUUUCAAUCUUUAAAACCUCAUGGAAUUACUUCAGACAGUUGCAUAAAUGCUAGGUAUGCUCAGCUUCAUCAGAUAAUUUCAUUAGUUGGUCAUAAAAGGUCAUGUUCAAUUUUACCAGAGGUAUAAAAUAUUCAUUUGAUAAAUUAAAAAAAAAAAUUAUUGUUCUUGAAAAAUAUAAAACUAACUACUAUUAAUAGUAGAUAUAGUAUAACACAUCAAUAACAAUAAUUUCUGCAAUAAUCACUUAAUUUUUUUAAAGUUGUAUAUGAUAAAAUAUAUUAGGUAGUUUUAUAUCAGUUUUCUACAUAAUAAUAUUGCAUUAUUAAUUUAAUAAAAAAAUGUUUUAUUUCAUUAUUUCAUUUAAACAGCAAAUACUGGAUGUGGAUAGUUGGAUUGCCAUACCAAGCAAUAAUGUCACAUUUCCUGUUCUCUUGAAUACUAAUACGCCAUUAAAUUUAAAUUUAGAAACAAAAAUUAAUUUAUUAGUUGAAGCCAAUUAUAAAAUGUUUAAAGUUCAUCAAAAUAUUGAAAAAUGCUUAGUAAGUUAGAUAUGAGAUUAUGAAGUUAGACAUAGAUAUGAGGAUAUAAUAUGUAUUACUGUUUAAUUUAUUUUAGAUUGAAGAGUUUGGUAUACCUAAAGCUUGGAAUGCUGACGAAAGUUUCAGUAUUUUAUUAGAAACUGAUCUUGAUCAUUUUGCAAUGCUCUCAAGUAAUUUCAUGGCAGAUUCAAAGCCAUUAUACCUGGGAAACCAUAUGGAGUUAUUGCGAAUACAAAGUUUGUAGUUAAAUAAUAAGUAUAAAAUAAAAUAAAGACCAUUUAAAAUUAUAUUUCUCUUAUUAUUAUUAUUUUUUAAUUUUCAUUGUGUAGCGGUAAAAAUUAAAGGUCAACCAUGUAAUAUUGACAAUCAUGAAUCAAUUUCAUCUAAUAUUGAUUUUAUUUACAGUCUACAAGAUCACUAUGGUAUGUACAUUGUUUUUAUACAUCAGUUAACGGUAUUUAUAUGUAAUAUUUUUUUAUUUUUUUUACAUAGAUAUUAAUAGUAAUUUAACAUCUAUUCAAUGGAACAAUUAUUGCAACACACUUAAUGCUGUAUCUGUGGUUGCAAAAAAUGUAUUAAAAUCUGGAAAUUCCAUUAGUUUUUGGUAGUUAUAUUUAUCCAUUUUAUAAAUUUGCUACAAAUUUUAUUUGAUUUUUAAGUCAAUUAUUUUAAUGUUUUCAGUUCAGCAACACUAUCAAGGAAUAUUGAGAACGACAUAAAUUUGGAUAAUUAUAUGGUGAUCGAAAAUAUACCAGAUGAAACUGAUAGUACUAUUACAAAAAUUAUACAACCAGAAGAAUAUUUUACUGAGAACAAAACUGAAAAAACCACUUUUAAUGUUCUUGAAUCUCCUAAAGAAAAUCAUUUACAAUAUGUUAGAUUUAAUGAAUACGGUGAAUUUAAAAACAUUCCAAAUGGAAAUUCAAAUGAGGCCUAUAGUAAUAACAGUACUUCAGAAAGUAGUUCCAGUGAUUCUAUUAGUUUUCGAAAAAUAAUUCUCACACCAAUUGAAGAAAAUGAAGUUAAAUUAUCAAAUGGGUAUGAACAUUUAAUUUAUAAAUGGGUCAAACGCAAUUUUUGUUUCCUAACUGAAUUUAAAUAAAUAAUUAAAAUCCAACCCAAAAAGUUUUUAAUUAAACUCAAAUUUAACCAAACUUAAAUGUAAUAUGACAAUUUUAAAUCCAUUUAUUAAUAUUGCUAUUACUUUUUAGUAUUACUAUAUUUGUUUAAUUGAGUACCUAUUUAUCGAGGUAUUUAUAAUAUAAGAUUAAUAAUAGUAUUAAUAGUAAUUAAUAAUAGUAUUGAACAAAAAUUGAACUGAACCAAAUAUCCUAAAUUUUGUUUGACCUAUCUCUAUAGUGAAUUUAUUAAAAGUAUUCACCAAAGAAAUUAUUCCUUAUGCUUAGUAUGAUUUUUUUUUCCAGAAUGAAACCAAUUAAAAGUAGUCCAGAUGUGUUCGGGUUGUACAAAAACUCCUUAAAUUCUCCAAUGAUGAAGAGUCAUCGUUCAUUUUCAGACUUCAGCCAAAGUAUGGAAACUCACACAAGAACUCGAUGUCAUACACCAGUCCAACAUAGUGGAGAAACAAAAACUGGAAAACCUCCAAAUAUUAUUAUAUAUAGUGAAAGUGCUUCCAGCGCUCAACAAAUUCAAUAUUUAUUAGAGUCUGUCUUGCAUAAAUACAGGUAAAUUAAAAUUAUUUGUACCAUCACAUUACCAUACAAAAUAAUAAAUACUCAUAAUUAAAGUGCUUUGAUGCACCAAAAAUCUAAAAUGUAUACUCUAUAAAAUGUUAAAAUAUUCUCUAUAAUAUAUCUUACAAAACAACAUUAUAUACUUACAAAUACGCACCAUGUUAGUGUACUAAUAAUUUAUAAAUAAUUUAAAUUGGUUUUGGUAGCUGGUGGGUAGGUAUAUGUAUUAAAAACGAAAUAAUUACACAUAAUUAAAAAUAAAUAAUAUACCUAGUUAUACCCUUUUAAUUUUUAUUAUUGUUGAUAUAAGGCGAAAAAAUAUAAUCUCAAAACCUUUUUGCACCUUUCAUUAAACUUAGGUUUUUUCAUCAUCUUUAAGGUUUCGAACUUUUUUCUGAAAUAGUAUUUUUCUCGAAUACUAUUAAUCUAUGAUGCCUGAAUAUCAUUUUCCCAAAUAAUGUAUCUAAAAUAAUUAUUAAAAAAAUGUUAUUUGUUCAAUAAUCAUUUAUGCAUAUUAUUAUUAUAGUUAUAGUUAUUUAAGUUUCAAAAAUUAAUUAAAAAUACACAAAUAUAAAAUUUUAAAAUUAGGUGCACAAAAUGUACAAUUCUAUAUUGUGCGCCAUUGCCAAAAAGAAGUCUCAAGUUAUUGAAUGUGUUCAAAUGUAAGUAAUGUAAGUAAUAUAUAUGAGUAAUCCUGAGUAAUUGGCCUUAAUCACCUUUGAAAAUCCAAUCUUUCUUUUUGAUUAAUUUCUUACUUUUCACCCUUGUUUGAUUUCUAUUACCAUUAUUUCCAUAUCAAUUUGUUCGUUUUUGUAAAGGAUACUUCUUAACAAAAAUUAUAAACUUACUAAUUAACUACAGAUCAUAUUAAAACCAAUUUAUUUUUGAGCUUUGCUCAGAAAUAAGGCUGAGUUGCCCAACCCCUAACUUGGAGGGUCAGUCUACUUCAACCAAUUAAUGUCAAAUAGGGCUAUUGUAAGCUAGUACAUUGAGAAAUGGAGAUGCCACAUUUCCUAUGCAUUAUUAUUUAUUAAUUAUAUUUUAAUUAUUAUUUAGAAGUGGAAAUAAAAAAAAUAAAUAAAUAUUUGUAAGCUUCAAAAUAUAACAAAUUAAUGACUCAUUAGUCAACAUUUGUAACACUAACAUUUUAUUUAUAAAUAAAUUUAUAAAAUAGCCAUUUUGGAUUUUGAGGAACAAAUUUUAAUAAAUUAUAAGAAUAAUAGCACAAGGUUUUAUUAAUUAUUAAAAAAAAAAAGUUAUUUGUUGUCUAAUGAAAGACCCUGUAUUAAUAGAUACACUUUAUUUAGUUAUAUUUAUUUUAUACAUUCAAUUGUGUUUUCAAUAAAAACAAUAACUUAAUAAUUAUCGACUUAUAAAGUAAUAAUAUACUUUAGUUAAAUGCAUCAUUUUAAAACCAUGUAUCCCAUAAUAUGAAAUGUGUUUUGUCUAAGAGUAUUUUAAAAAUGAUUAUAAAAACAUAAUAUUUUUAUACUAGGUACACAAUAUAUACACUGAGUUUAGAGAAAAUGCUUCAUUCUCCUUGGACUACACAAGCCACGAUGGUUGUCAUCUAUGGUGCUGUGCCUGAUGAACUAUAUCCACUACUUGAACAUUACCUAUUAGUAGAUGGAGGUAGAAUUUUUUGUGUAUGUUCGGAUUUUCUGGGUACGCUGCUUCCGACUGCUUUUAGUACAGCAGAAGUACGUUCCAAUGAUAUAGCCAACUUUACUUACAAACCACUAUCAAUAAGAAUGUCUCUUUUGCAUCAUAUACUCUGCUACCAGCCUAGCUUGCCCAAUAAUGAUCAUUUUCCAUCUGAAAAUGGGUAAGUUUUAAGUUUUCAAUGUGUUAUUGCAUUUCAUUAAUUAAUAACCAAGCAGAGUUUAUAAUACAAAAAUAAAUCUAUUAGUUUUAAAGAGGAGGUGAAUUUGGAUAUUGUGGAUAUGUUUGAUUCCAACAAUAAGCAUCACACUAUUAACAUCAAAAUUCUAGCUGCAGAAGACACAUGGGAAACGCCAAGUUUAAUAUUAGCUAAUGCUCCAUCUGGUGGAAGAGUCAUUUUUUCACAAGUAACUAUUCUCUUUAACUUGACCAUAAUAUUAUUAAAAUAAUAAAUAUUUUUAUUUAGCGAAAAGACAAAUAGCUAUUAAUUUUAAUUUUAAAAUAAAUAUUUGUUGGUUAAUUAAAGUUGUAUACACUUAUAAAAAUAAGUGUAUACAACUUUAUAUAAACAUCAAUAUUAAUUAUUUUAGCUACAUUUGGAAAUUGAUCUUCAUCAAAACGAAAAUGUCCAUUCAAGUACUGAGGAUAGAUAUCUGUUAAUUAAAGAUUUAUUAAGCACCCAUUUGGGACUCGAUUGUGCUCCAUGUGAACAAGAACCAAAACAUACUCCAGCGUAUUUAUUAGGAACCGAAAAUGUAUGAAAAUAAAUUUUUUAAAUUUCCUAUUAGUAGUUUUUGUAGUAUAUGUAUUAUUAUUUUGCAUCACAUGCAUACCUAUAUUGAAUUAAUGGAAACCUAGAUAUCUAGCACAAAUGAAAGUGUAUUUUGCUGUACUUGUUUUAAUUUUUUUUUCUUAUUUUAGGAGAAAGUUAAAUUUUUAACAUCUUUAAAUGAAAAAGGAUCCAAAAAUAAUAUAUUAAUUUUGAAAGACUUAAAAGUUCAGUUUUGCACAAAAAAUGAAAUGUGCAUUGGGCCUAGUGAAUAUUCCCUCCCUGUUAUUUUUAAUGAUUUUCCAAUCAGCUUCAGCGAAGAAGAUUAUUUCAAAGUAAAUAUUAGUAUUAUAGUUACUAUAAAGUUUGAUCAAAGCCAAAUGUACUUAGAUAAAACUAUUCAUACUUUGUAUAUUAUAUAUUCUUUCUAUAUUUCCUUUAUUUAAAUGCAUAUAUAAUAAUGAUUAAUAAAAAAAAAAAAACUUUACAACAAAUUUAAUGUUAACAGAAUCUUCAUACUAAAGAAUUGGGUCGCUUGAUUAUAUUUGGAGAAGUUAUGUCAUCAUCUAUGAGACUCUUAAACCAUCCAGUAACAAAACAUGGACUUGUAGUAAUUGCUAAACAACAAAUAACUGGAAUUGGUAAAACUUUUAAAUUUUUUGCUUAUGUUAUAUAAACCUACUUAUGUACUUAUGUUUGUAUAAGAAAAAAGAAAGAAUUACUUCGCACAUGGGUGGGCCUCUGUUUUAGAUGAAAGUUGGGAAGGUAGAGGGGAAAUUUAAUGUAUAUCUGUAUGCAACAGUUCUGAGCGGAGUUUGGUUAAUAGUGUUGCUUUAAGAACAAUAUAUGUAUGUCUCAUUAUGCUGAAAAUAAUUACAUGUGCAUUAAAUAUUUUCUUUAAUAAUAUUUGUUUAAUAUUAUAUCUAUUUUCUUGUUUUUGACAUGAUUUUCCCAUUUAUCGGGAAAAUCAAAAAAAUUACCUCCUUGAAGUAUCACCCCAGUUAUAUAAACUUUUAUAAAAAAUGCUAUCAUUGUAAAUCGAACAAGAUUUCUGAUAGAAUUUGUAUACAUAGUAUUAAAAAAAAAUGUAAAAAAACAUCUUUAUAAAACCAAUACAUUCUUUGCUACAAUCAGAAUCUAAAAUAACAAAAAUGUAUUAUUAAUUUUAUAUGUUGACAAAAAAUAGGUAGAGGUGGUAACAAAUGGUUGAGUCCAAAUGGUUGUGCCAUGUUUUCAAUACAAUUACACAUUCCGUUUGAAUCGAAACUAGGGCAAAGAUUAGCGCUACUACAACAUGUCGUUGCAUUGUCAGUUGUAUCAGCUAUUUGUUCACUUCCUGGUGGCUAUGAUGUAUGUGUUUAAUAUUGAAAUAGUAAUAUUUUUCAUAAAUAUUUUUGAUUUUAUUUUUUUUAGAAACUUGAUCUCGGUCUUAAAUGGCCAAAUGAUAUAUACGCUGGAGGAAAUGCAAAAAUAGGAGGACUGGUCAUCAGCAGUUCUGCAGUUGGAAACAUUGCAAUCUGUUCUAUUGGUAUGUUAUGUAAUAUUAGUUUAAUAGAAUUCAUAAAAUAGUUCUAAUUUUAUUUUAGGAUGUGGUGUAAAUUUAAACAAUAGUCUACCAACUACUUGCAUAAAUGACAUAAUCCAUGAACACAAUUUUAAUAAUCAAAGCAACCUGCAGACUUUAGCUUUAGAACAAUAUUUUGGAGCUGUUUUCACUGAACUUGAAAGACUAUUGAAUCAAGUUCAAAAUGGAAACGUAGACAUUAUAUUUGAUCUUUACUACAAAUAUUGGUUGCACAGGUAAUUAUUUAAUUAUUUUUUAUUCAAAUUUACAUAAUAAUAUUUAUUAAUUUAUUUUAUAUUUAUUAGUAAUAGUUUAGUCACUGUAUAUCGCCCUGAUAAAUCAUCGUUCAAAGCAACAAUAAUAGGACUUGACGACCACGGAUUUCUUAGGGUUCGUUCAGAAGACAGUGGAGAAAUUAUAGAUGUCAGACCAGAUGGAAAUUCAUUUGAUAUGCUUUCUGGUCUCAUAGCACCAAAAUAAAUGUUUAAUGUCAGCUGUUAUCCAGUUCACGAUAAUUCCUGUAAUUAUAUUAAUUACAUUUUCUCUAGGAAUGAGUUUUUAUGAACUUUUUUAAAUUUCCAUCACUUAUGAUUAGUUAUAAAUUUUAAAAAAAAACAUAACACUAGUAUGGUUUAAUUUAAAACCCCUGGUUUUCUUUCCUAUUUUAAAACAUUUAAUUGAUUUUUUAGAUUUCAAUUUGUAUUUAAUUAUUCCUACCGAGAUUAAUAAAUAUAAAAAUGUGUAUUGUUUACUUAUCAUUAAUCAACAUUUAAUUUUUAUCAAGACUGGGUCGGUUACAUACUUAUUUAUUUAGAAUUUUAAAUGUAUAAGACUAAUUACUAUUUCAGUGUAUUGUAGUUAUAUAUUUUUAUUUUAACUUUGUUGGUUUAGGGGUUUGUUUGUUUAAUAUCUUAAUUAUAUUAUAAUAUGUAUAUGUGUAUUACAAAUACCAAAUAUUGUUACCAAAAAGAUCAACUUUAAAAUCUUGUAUAGUUAGUUUCAUAUUAUUCAGUUUAUUUAUUUACAUAAAAACCUAUUUAUUUUCGUUAUGAAUAUUAUGGGUACCACUGUAAAUGCUAAAGAAUUUUGAUUAUAUUAUUAUUUAAUGUAUUGUUAUUUACUUAGUUUUAAUAAUGUUGAAUUAUUGCUCAUUGUUUGUUAUUGGAGCUGAGAUGUUUAUUUUUUUUUUUUUUUUUAGAAGUAUUUAAUUUAUAUCCGUUGGUAUAACAUGACAUAUACUUUGUCUGACCACAUAAUUUUUGCAAAUUUGUAUUGUAUUAGUACCAUAUACAAACAAUAUUAAUCUUGCAAAAAGUAAUAAAUAAUUGUUAGGAACAACAAAGGCUGUGUCUUCACAAAUUGUGACAAAUAUGCUUAAGGAUUUAAUGAAGUAGACUGUUUCUAUGAUUUUUUUUUAUUAAAAUCAUACACAUGAACUAUCAAAGCAAAUUAUUUUUAAAACAUGAAAAUACAACUGUUUUAAAUAAUUUACUUAAUUAUUUAUAUUAAAUAAUUAUUAUUUUUUAUUCAUUCCACUCAUGUGAUCUUUGGUUAAUUGUAUUCUAUUAUGUUACUAUAAUCUAAUAAAUAGUUAUUUAUUUUUUAGUUGUGCUUAUUCAUAUUUAUUGGUAUUAUUGUUGUUUUACUUUUUUAUUUUUAAUAAAUAUUAAUUCAAAUGUAUUCUAUUUCACAAUAAAAUGUUAUGUCAAAAUCAUAAAAUUAAAGUAUAUAAUAAAGCUUUAUGUAAUAAUGUUAACAUAAUAUUAUGUUUAAUAGUUUAAUUCAUGUGAAAGGUAAUUUAGUUUUUAUUAAAUAUUUAGAUGCAAGAUAAUUAAUAUAUCUCUAAAUUUUGGAUAUGUGUGCUAAGUCAAUUCAGAUUCUGAGGUCAUCUAUGUAAAAAAAUAUUUAGAUUUUCUAAAUUUAAAACAUAAAGUAGGUAUAAAUAAUAUUUAGCAUUACUCUAAUUGUAACAUACUAGAAUAAUCCUUUUUACUUAUUUUUAAAAAUGAUUUUCUUCUUGUUAAUAAUUAAUAAUUUGAUCAGAUUUAUACAGACAUGUGUAUUACACAUUAAAUCUGUAUAUUUAUUUUAUAUCAUCAGUAUUAAAGAAAACUUUCAUUACUACAAGAAAAUUAUAUUUUAAUUAAUUAUUAUGUGUUCUAAAUUCAUUAUUAGAAUAUCAAUUUGAUAAUCAAUGUCACACUAACUUAAAAUACGGGUAUAUUAAGUAUACUAUAUGAAACCUACACAUAAUAAACAUAAUUGCAUUUUGUAUGCUGUUUUAUUAAAUUUAUGUUUAUAAAUAAUAACACAAAAAAUAUAGGAGUUCUGAAUUUACAAUAAUAUUAAGAGACGGUAAAAAUUCAUAAAUCUUCAUGUUUGCUCACUUUCCAAAUAGUUUCAGAACUAAGGCCAUUAUUUGCUGGACCAAUUAGAGCUUUAGCAGUAUUGGUAUUUGAAAAAUAUAAAUUUGCUACAUUCAAAAUAUCAUCUAUUUUUACAUUCAUAAUCUGAUUUCGAUGCUCUUGUCUAAUCUGUUCAUCCAUGUCAUAAAAAAAUAAUGCGUUACCUUUAGCCAUUGGUGCAACUGGUUGAUCUAUUCCUUGGAAUAUAGCUAAUUUUGCUUCAUUCAGCUCUUCAAGAGUUAUUUUUUUUUUGUUUACCCAUUCGAGAGCGCUGUCAAAAGCUUUAAAAGUUUCAACCGGUUUUGGAUCCCGAUAAGAAUACAUCUGUAUACAACCAGAAUUACUCAAUGCAACACCAGAGCCGUAAGCACCAUUCUUUUCUCUAACUGUUGGCAAUAAGUAUUUGGAACUCAUGUAUUUGCAAAGAAUUUUGAGUGGAGCAAAAUCCUUAUGAGUAUAUUGAACACCUGGAAGAGCUUUUGCACAAUAAUUAACAGAAAAUGGUAACACAUGAUGAACACACUUAACAUUGUUAUCUUGUUUUUCAACUUUAUUAUAUUCACUCAAUAGAUUCCAUUUGCCGGCAAUUGUAUUUAGAAAACUCUCCAAACCUUUAGCUGCCUCGAUAUUAUCAUCUACAACAGUCAACGAACACUUCAUUGUAUUUUUGUUCAAUACUUGUUCACUAAGUUUUACUAGAUUUUUCAUUAUUGGGGAUAAAUCCUCCAUCUGAGAAAUUUUUUUCAUAUAACUAACAUACUGGAGUCCACCAUAUAAUUCACGUCGAGCAUCAACAGGAUUAAUAAUAGCAGUUGCACACAACAUUGCAUACAUGUGUCCGCUACCUGAAAUACUAUUGGCCAAACUACUCGCUUCUUCUUGUACGAGAGUUUUGAAUCUAUUUUGAUUUUGGAACGUUACUUGAGUAAAUAUUUUUUUCCAUAGUUCGAACAUUUCGUUGACAUUACUGUCUAAACAAUGAGAGUUCAGAAUAAUACUUUCUUUCAUAUUCAAUAAAUUCCUAGGCGAGUCUAUAAUAGCUUGAGAUACAUGUAAACCACCAGUAGACUUCUUGACUAAUUGAUCAAACUGUCGAAAAUCCAUAGACUCAAUGCCCAUUCUGGUAACUACAUUACAAAAUAAUGGAAUGAGAUUCUUUAAAUUAUCAGAUAAAUGUGAAGUAUUCAAUAAACUUCUAAAAUAAGUCACUCUAUUAGUGGGCUGUGGAAAUAUAAACACUGGCGUAUUAUUUACAUGUUUUCUAUCAAAAGUUAUUGAGUCAGUUGUCUUUUUUAAAUCAUUGAGGCUCAAAGAUGGUAAACACGUAACAUCUUGUAUUGCAUCUUGUUGUUUUCGAAGCUCCAGACCUUGUAGAUAAAUAUUAUCUUUAUCCACGCUGGAUAGAGAAUCCAAUUUUUGUUUUAAUAAUUUUUCCUCAUUUUCUUUUCUUAAUUCUUCAUAAUUGUUUUCUGGUGACAUAGUUAUAACAAGUUUGUGUUUAUUAUUCAGCAAAUACCUAUCAACUAGCGAUUGCAAAUAAUUAGGUCGAUUAGUUAGUUUUUUCUUGAACUCUUCAAUUUUUUCACCGACACACAUUGAACUUAAAACGUUACCACCAUGAUUCCAAAUAGGCAAAGUACCAUACAACAGUUGCAAUCCAAAGUUUGAAGUUUGAUGUCUCAUAGAAAGUUCAACUGAAUGUAAAAUAUUAUCAAUAUCACGUCUAUCAAAACCAUCUUUAAUGACUGAUUUAAUUGUAUCUUCAUAAAUUGAUUCCACACGUUCAAAAUCUGAUUCAUUUAUUCCUUGAAGUCCUACUGCAAAAAAUGUGUCUCUUGUUUGAUCUGUGAAACCAGUUGCAGCACUGAAAUCUGUUCCAAUAUUUGGUUCUAUAAGAGAUUUAUAAAAUUUAGCAUUAGGUCCAUUUAACAAUAGCCUUGAAAGUAUAGCAAGUUCAAAUGUCUCUUGUGUAUUUGUAAUAUCACUCCAAAGGGUACCAAUACUUAAAGAUGAUUGUCUAUCUUUAGGGAUCAUUGGAUCUUCUUUACAAGUAACAUGCGUGCGUUUAGACGAUAACCAUCGAUUUUCAUUCGGAACCUUGGUCUCAUCUUGUAUAGUUGAAUCUAAGGUACAAUUUUUUAAGAAUGUAUUAUUCAAAAACUUCAAGUGAUUUUCUAAGUUGAAAUUACCAUACGAAUAAAAACGGCUGUUACUUGGAUGAUAAUAUCUGUUAUGAAAAGCAACAAGAUCAUUAUAAGUUAAAGAAGGUAUGACCAUAGGGUCACCACCCGAAUUUACACCAUAUGUAUUACUCGGUAAAAUGUUAUUAAGAAAGUGUUCAUUAUAAAUUUGUUGAUUAUCUGAAUAUACUCCUUUCAUUUCAUUGUAAACAACACCUUUGAUUUCUAUUGGAGAAUUUUUAUCAUCAACAUCUUUAUGUUCUAAACGCCAACCUUCUUGGCGAAAAUCAGAUUCUCGUAACAUUGGAUUAAAUACUGCAUCUAAAUAUACUGACAUCAAGUUAUAAUAAUCAGAUAAGUUUUCUGUACAAAAUGGAUAAAAUGUAUAGUCAGGUGCAGUCAUGGCGUUCAUAAAAUUUGCCAUGGAACGAUUAAGCAUUUUAAAAAAUGGAUCACGACAUGGAAAUUUUUUGCUACCGCACAAUGUAGUAUGUUCCAAAAUAUGUGGCAAUCCAUUAGAAUGUUUUGGGGUGGUACGGAACGCUACACUGAAAACAUUGUUUGUAUCAUUCCUAUCAAUAUGCAAAUAAUCUGCUCCUGACUUUUGAUGUUGAAGACGCAGAGCUGUGAGUUGAAAGUCAUUUAUAGGUCUAACUUCUUGAACAAUAAAGCCUUCUAUCUCUUGCCCAACUUGAAAACUAUUGGUAUUUGUUGUUUUAGUUUGCAAAAUACUGAGACCACGAAAAUUUUUACGAUGUUUGUUUAGUGCUUUGGAAAGUCUUAACAUCUUGAAUAUUUUUAACAAAGCUGAAAAAAUA